GCUGGUGGAGGAGCUCACCACGUCGGGGGAGCCGCAGCUGGAGCCCGGCAGGAUGAAGGAGCUGAAGAAGAUCUGCAAGUCGUCGUCGGAGCACAUCGGCCACGCGUAUCACCUGCUGCUGACGCGGCUCCGCGAGGAGCACGCCGAGAUGCGCUUCUCCGCCUUCCAGGUGCUGCAGGAGCUGUUCGCCAGGUCCCACCACUUCAGGACGCUGCUCAUCUCCAACUUCCAGGAGUUCCUGGAGCUCACCGUGGGCAUCGACCACGAGCAGCCGCUGCCCCCGCCCAAGGAGGUGGCGCAGAAGCUGAGGAAAGCGGCCAUCAAGGCGGUGCAGGACUGGCACGAGAAAUACGGGGAGGCCUACAAGCAGCUCUCCCUGGGAUACCACUUCCUAAAGCAGAACAAGAAGGUGGAUUUUCAGGAUGUGCAUGCCAGAACUGUGGCUGAGAGGAGGAGGGAGGAGGAGAAGCAGAAACGACUGGAGAACAUUUACAAAGAAAAAGUCAAAAGAACUGAAAAAGAAAUGGAAGAAAUGUCCCAAGAGAUUGCUGACACACUGACAGAGAUGGAGAACUGUUUCCAGCUGCUGAUGCCAGAUCCUCUCAAUUUUGGGAUGAACGAGGUUGACCCGGAGCUCAGCAAACCAACCCCUGCUAAUGAGGCUGGGCCUGCCUGCCCCUCAUCCUCGCAGGGGGAAGGGACCCCAUCCUCGUUGGGGUGUGUGGAUGAGGAGCAGCCCUGCUGCAGCAAGGACAUCCUGCCCGCUCCCCAGUGUGGUACAGCUGCUGGGAACAAGGAGCCAGACAAGCAGGCUGAGCAAGAGGGGCUGGAUGGAGGCACACGCUCAGAUGUUCCAUUCAGUGGCCCUGAUCUCCAUGAUGAUGAUGAUGAUGAUGAUUACCAGACUUUUGUUAGGAACCAUGGGCUUAUUUCACAUAAAUAUGCUCUAGACCUUGAAAUCUCCACAGAUAUAAAAGUGCAAGAGAAUGAAGAUAAUACUGCCAUCAUAAACAGUGUCAUGGAUGCUCACAAACUUCUCAGAAAUAAGUUCUGGCCUUCUGUGCAGUCCUGGAUUCAGCUGCUUACCAGAGCAGGAGUCAAUGAUGAUCAGCUAAGACGUGCCAUUGAAAUCAAGAAUAAAAUGGAGACUGCUAUGAAGAAAUACAAGGAAAUGGACAUUUCCUUUAAAGCAAGAACAAAAAAAGUGAUGAAAGCCUCGGAUGAUGAUGAUGAGGAUGAUGAGGAUGAAGAUGAGUUUGUGGAGGUCCCUGAGAAGGAAGGUUAUGAGCCCCACAUUCCAGACCACCUGCGGAAGGAAUAUGGACUUGAGCCCCAGUCCCCUCCAAGAGCCCCAGUGGUGAAGGCACCAGCAGGAGCAGCUCCGCUGAGCUCCCACACUCGGCUCAAAGGGAACGAGGAUGAGCUCGACCCAACCUGCGCGGCUGCCACCCUGAAACUCCUCAGGGACAAACUGCCAAAGCUGCCAUCUCCUCGUGCCAGUGAAUCUGCAACUUCUGAGACAGCAAACUUGGAAGAUCCUGACAGUAAAAGAAGGAAACUAGAAGAAAGAGCUAAAGCUCCCCUCAUGCCUUUUGGACUAGAUCUUCACUAUUGGGGAGAGGAUCAGCCAGGUGCUGGGAAGAUUCUCAAAUUUACCUCUGAGCAUCGAUUUUGGGCACCCAGUGAGGUAGAGGAAGAGGUGGAAAAUAAAGAAAUAACAGAAAUGUUAAAAACCAGGUAUAUAACAUUUGCUGGCAAGUUUGAGCCAGUGAAACAUAAAUGUCGAGCUCCCAUGCCUGAUGGAAGUCUGUGUGAAAGACAGGAUCGGAUCAAGUGCCCUUUCCAUGGAAAGAUAAUUCCUCGGGAUGACUCUGGGGUUCCUGUAAAUGCAGAGGACAGAGCCAGAGAAGAAAAGAUGAAGUUUGAGAAGCAAGCAGCCCAGCCAGAGUGGAGAGAUCCAGAGUUCAUGAGAGAAGUUGAAGCUGCUACAGGACUGGAUCUUGGUUCCUCUAAAAGUAACGGAAAAGGACAGAAAAAGAAAGGGAAGAAGCAAAAAUAUCCAAAUCUGACAGACCUGAAGCAGCAGGCUAACACGUCUCGUUCCCGGCUUGAGAAGAAAGUCUUCAAUAAAGGGGCCAUGAAACGGGUCAUGAAAGCCAUGAACCGGGUGGACCAAAGGAAGCACGAGAAGUUUGCCAACCAGUUCAACUAUGCACUGAAUUAAAUUCUCAAUCACCUCUGCCCUUCUUUAUUACAAGAGUGCAAUGCAAAACCCUUAAUCAAAGAUAUUUGUAUUGUCACUACAAUACUGUGCUAGGCACGUUUUUACAGGUGUCAUUUUUCAAUUGUUUCCAAGUUUAACUUAUUUGAUAAUGAAUAUUAAUUUUGGAAAAGAUGUGGUGGUGUGGAAUUGAAUGCAUUUAAAAAGUUGAUAAUUAUUUGAAAUAUGCAUGAAAUAGAGAUGUUUUGUGACUUGUACAUAAUUUGGGUAAACUGUUCAUGUUUUGGGACUUGGUUCUUUUCCUUCCUAAGGGACUUAUGUAAUUUAUACUUCCUUUGACAGUACGUGUGUUUAAUUUUCCACUUUCAGGCCUUCAGGGAAAAAGAUACUUUAAAAGCAAUUUGAUUGCUGCCAGGGAUGGCAAUGCACAGAGCAUUUCUCAGCCUUCUGUACAAACUGAGCCACACAAGCAGCACAGCAGCUCCUGCCCCACCUCUACAAACACCUUGGUGCACAGUAAAAAAAUCCAAAUCAUUUGAUGCCUUCAGAUGAUAAAUGGAGCAGUGGCCAGUUGUGCUCUUGGAACUUUUCAUACAGAUUUCUGGGUAAAAAGAAUCCAGAGAAUCAGGAGGGUUGUGUUUGAAAAUCAAUUUCAAAGUGACCUGCAGAAGUCUCUAAUAAAGUGCUCAUUAUAGAAUAGAAUAGAUUCUCUAUAGCACAGGCUUAGUUACUCACCUGUUGGAGGUGUUUCCUCAUGUGUAAGGAGACUCUAAGAAUUAAAAACUGGGAAAAUUUUAACAACUCAGUGUAACUUCUGACCACCUCAGAGAAAAGCUAAUUUACAGUUCUGCCAAAUACUUUCUGAUUUGCACAGGUAUUGCAUAGAAAACAAUUUAUGCUGACUUUUGAUAAUUUUUCUUGCAAGAGCUCUGUAAUUUGGAAGACAUAUUUUGUUCUUCAACACAGGUUGAUAUAUUUCUGAAAUACUGAAACUAAAACAAUAAAGAGGCAGAAUUUCAAGUAAUAUCUACUGACUGCACUGGAAAGUUAAGCCACUUCUAGUGUCAGUCUUGCUAAUGUGGUAGUAAAGAUUUCAGGUGAAAAUGUGGAUAAGGACAAAUCAAGUUCAUCACCAAGUCAGUGGAAUCAGCUGCUAAACUGAUUUGAUUCCAUACUAAGGAUGAAGCCACACACACAAAAUAGAAAACAUACCCAAAAUAUAAAACACACAAACCCAGCAGCUCCACCACCUCACACGUUAGAAUGUGAUGGUAACCAUUGAGUGCUGGGAUUCCCAGACAGUCCAAACUUCACUGACACUUGGUGAUAAACCUUCAAAGAGCCACCAAGGUCAUUGUGCCAAUAUUCCAGAGAUUCUUGAGCCUGCAAAGGCUGAAGGUGUUAAUUAUAAAACAUGUUUUCUCCCUGUAAGAAGAAUAGGAAAUUUAUAUUGUGCAGUGACUCUUAGCCCUCCUUUGCUGGAGCCAUGAAACGUCAGCACUGCAAAGUCCCCACUUGACCCCAUGGAGUUCCCAUUGGGAGCCUUUAAUAAAGGUCCCAAAGACCAAGAUUGGGAAUGGAAAUGGCAGAAAUCUGAGGGGGAAUAAAAAAAGAAAAGUGUGGUCAGUCAGUUAAGUUCCACUGUGAGCAGCCUGGUCUGAUGGAAGGUGUCCCUGCCUCUGGCAGAAGGGCUAUGGAAGGGGAAAUAGGUGAUCUUUGAGGUCCCUCCUAACCCAAACCAUGCUGUGGUUCUAAUGAUGCUACUCAGCCACAUCAGUUCUACAAUUACCAAUUAAAACUUCCUGUCUGAACCCAGUUGGCCAAUCUGGCAGUUAAACCUGAUCUGUGUGCUUUCUCCCUGUAUUAAAAGCAUGCUUGGGAAAAAAAAAAAAAAAAAGAAAAAAGAAAAUAAAAGGUCUUCCUGGGGUGCUCUUUCAUGCAGAAAGAGAAUUUUCAAAGUUAAGGUUCCCUGGCAGGUGGCUCAGAAAUGGCCAGCUCAGACAGAGGUGCCUGACUUUGGGACAGGUUGAUGGCCAGUGCUGACUUCUUUUAAAGCUCUUCUGGUGUUUUUCCUCUGCAUCUUUUUCUUCAUUUAUUGCCUUGAGGCAAGACGAACCAUUGACCCUUCAUAGGAAAACGUAGAUUGCACAUCCCCUGUAGCACUUCUUUAUGUUCCCAUGGUCCGGUGUGGGACAAACCCUUCCCUUAACCCUUGUUAAUUACUGACACUUUUAAUCCAGUUAUUUCUCUGCAAGAGCCACUCAGCAGGUAUACACGCAGCAGGUCUUGGAUGUUGUCUUGUUAAACCUGGUCAGACAUAAUUCAGAGAUUUUGGGGGAGCUUUCUCCUUUUCCUGAGUUUAUCUGUAGCUGUGCUGGAAGAAGAAAUUUAAGAAGGCAUCUCUCUCCAAAGAUCCAGCAUACCUCCACUAAAUAAAAAUGCUUUUAUGUUCAAAAAUUCAAAAUAGGUGAAUCUGCUUUUUUGAAAUACCACACUUUUUGUGUGCCAGUUUACAAAUUUGCGGUCCUGGGCUCACUGGUUCAAAUGUUGCUCUACUGUCCCUGUAACAUUUGUACUGAAACUUUUCUAUUCCUGUGCUCAGGGCUUCUGGGGAAAAAAAGAAUAAAUACGAGUAUAAUUCUGAUAA
Molecule: messenger RNA, 4868 nt
Organism: Zonotrichia albicollis (white-throated sparrow)
Lineage: Eukaryota; Metazoa; Chordata; Aves; Passeriformes; Passerellidae
Gene: UVSSA
Product: UV stimulated scaffold protein A
Biological process (GO): transcription-coupled nucleotide-excision repair; response to UV
Cellular component (GO): chromosome
Molecular function (GO): RNA polymerase II complex binding
Source: RefSeq, a predicted model, not a curated record